Molecule: messenger RNA, 3786 nt
Organism: Oncorhynchus nerka (sockeye salmon)
Lineage: Eukaryota; Metazoa; Chordata; Actinopteri; Salmoniformes; Salmonidae
Product: pepsin A-like
Exons: 9
Coding region: 2302-3453 (383 amino acids)
Biological process (GO): proteolysis
Molecular function (GO): aspartic-type endopeptidase activity
Source: RefSeq, a predicted model, not a curated record
GACAUGUUUAAAUCAAGAAUAGUAUGAUGGGUGAGAAUAUUAGCCUAUAACUUGUGAAUUAUAUAUUCUAACCUGUGAAUGAUUGACAGCUUGUGCUGUAAGGCAAGAAACAGCGCAUGCUUUUUUUGGGUGACUUUUUGAAAUGAUAGUUGCACAACUCAUGUAACCUAGCCCAUACGCCUAUAAGGUUUGUAUCACAACUAAUGUGGCCAAAUAACUUCUUAAAAUUAAGCACAAUAGUCCGCUUUACAACGGGGGUAGAGCCUAACUGGCAUACAUACGCAGCACGUGUGUUUCAAGUUUGAGGAAGAUCAUUUUCACCAUAAAAAUGCACCUUUAUAAUAAAAGCAUUACAUGCAUAAUCACAUUUGUGGUCAGUCAACUUUGAGAAUGGAACAUUCGCGCUUAUAGCCAACUGCCAUGUAUGCAUUACUGCGCUUAAAAUGUGAAGAAAUAGCCUAAUAGUUUAUCAACAUUUCUUACGUUAGCCUCAUUGCUUAACUUCUUUAGCAUACUGGUUAUUGUUUGGAAUUUCGCGCUCUUGGAUGUUGUGGUAGGCUAGCGGUUCAUGCGCCCUAACAGUUCAAAUAGUUUUGUUGAUUCUAGUGGUUGUAUUCAUUUGGAAUCUUUUGCAUCCCACAACUGUCCCAGACUAUGUUUGGAAUAUGUAUUUCUUGCACAGAAUAGGUCAACUUUUGUACUAUGGGGGAUAGUAGAUUGACAUAGGCUCGUGCUUUUGCUGUUUGUUAGGCCUACUCAUCUCGUUUGGCUGAUGAAAAGUAAAUGUGGACAUUUCUUACAAUAUCUUCAAUAUGCGCCUCGUAAUUGGACAAGGAUUGCGUGCAGUUGCAUCCCCGAUGUCUGUCUUCACUUGUAGCCUGUGAGUAAGAAGUGUGUACAGCCUGCGCAAAAAAACAACUAAUUAGAGCUCAUGCCUUUCAUGCUACUUUUAAAAAAAUCAUCACUAGUCGGCCUUGGAAUGUAUUAAAAAUCAAAAAAUAUAGCCCAACGUUUGUAUCACAACUAAAGUUACAUACAUAACUCUAAAUUAAGCAUAUAGGAGUACCUGUUUCUUUAUUAACGCUCAACACAGAAUAGCUGCAUGUGCGAACUCCCUCAAAUUGUUUGGAGAAAAUAUCCUUUCAAUUUUAUUCAGCUUUGUUCAAUUGUAUUCUUCAUACUACAAACUAAUAUAAAAUAAUGCCACGGAAUGCUAAGCAAAUCUUGUCUGCCAAAUUAACUAGUGUAGCCCACAGCCAUAUGGCAUAGCCAGAUCAUUGCCUAACAUAAGGACAACUCAGUGUGCUAUUCUGUUCUUCUGAAAUAGACUACAUUUUCUUCAUAUCAUGUUUCUUUAGACCUGUCUAAAAUAAAUAAUGGAUUUAUUGUGUUGGUAUAGACUAUAUUACAUGGAUUUAUUAGACUUUUUCAAAUGUAGGUGUUCCAAAGGUCUGUAUUAGUGGCUUGUAGGCUGUGCCUGGAAGCCAGGAGAUGCUAAAUGUGUUUAUGUUAAUUAACUGUCAAUUACCAUGAGACUGGCUGUUAUUGCUGAUGUAAUUUCAUGACUGUCACAGCAUUAGUACAGACGUUACAAUAUGUUACAUGCUAUUAUUCUAAAAAGUCAACAUAACGCCAUAGCUUUUACAGAAAUCUUUGUGAGAAAGGCUGAGUCAGACAAACUGAUACAGUACGUCAUAUGUGGGCUAGUUAAUAACCUGUAACAAGACCUAGGCUACAUGUAUACGCACUAAGAACUGAUAUGCCUCUGGCAGAAAGCAUUGAAGUGGGCACGCACUGCUUCUACCUUUGUUUGCCCUGUCUAAAGGCAGGAUCAUAAAUCAAUACUUAUUCUAUUUCAAAAAAGAUACUAUUGAAAUGAUAUAAUUGAUACUGUUUUUCAACCCUUUUAUUUCAAAUUGUUUUGUCAUUUGAGGAAUGGAUACAAUAUCAAUUUCUUUUCAAUCUCGAGGACAAACACUGAUGAAAUGUUUUCUUAUCGAAUGAUUGAUAAUGAACAAUAAAUAUAAAAUGAUUGUAUAUGUUGUGUUUUUGUUUGAAAGGUUUCGGGUGAACUUGUGUCAAUUCUUUUUUGUUCCCCUUAUCGGAUUUAUUUACCUAUUUAAGUCUGUUCUUAUAGCCAUUAAGUGGUUUCUUAUCACUGCAUUGUACAGUAUAUGGCAGAAGUAUACGAGCGGUAAAUGCUGGGAAUAAUGAACACUGUCCAAACACACUACAUUAUAUAAAAAGGCCAGGGUAUAGCCAGUCCAAUGUACUGUACUCCCAGGUAACUGAUCUGACAAGAUGAAGUUGGCUGUUGUGCUGUUUGCCUUAGUGACCCUUUCUGAGUGCCUUCUCAAGAUUCCUCUGAUAAAGGGGAAGUCAGCCAGGCAGACUCUGGAGGAGAAGGGUCUGUAUGAAGAGUACAAGAGGAAGUAUCGCUACAACCCCAGAGCCAAGUUUAACAGCAGGGCGGGUGGUGCCAUGGUGCCCAUGAUCUACUAUCCAGAGUCGACAUACUACGGAGUCAUCGCCAUCGGUACUCCCCCUCAGUCGUUCAAGGUUCUCUUUGACACAGGAUCUGCUGACCUGUGGGUGCCCUCUGUCCAUUGCAGCAGCAGCCAGGCCUGCAACAACCAUGCCAGGUUCAACACUACAGCAUCCUCCACAUUCCAGCCCAGCUCAGAGACUUUCUCCAUCCAAUAUGUCACUGGUUACAUGACAGGGGAUGUGGGAUAUGACACCGUAACAUUCGGUGACUUGUAUGUGACACACCAGAUCUUUGGCCUGAGUCUGAUGGAGGAUGCUUUCCUGGAUAACUUACCAUGGGAUGGGAUUCUGGGCCUGGCCUUCCCCGUUCAGCAGUCAAUUAACGGAGGUACUCCUGUAUUUGACAACAUUUGGAAACAAGGAAAGAUCCCUCAAGACCUGUUCUCCAUCUAUCUGACCAGCUCUGUAGAUGGCAGUAUGUUAAUCCUGGGAGGAACUGACCCCUCCUACUUCACAGGAAGCAUCCAAUGGAUUCCCAUCUCUCAACCUACUGGCUACUGGCAGAUUAAUGUAGACAGUAUUACUAUCAAUGGGAAUACUGUGGCGUGUGCAGCGGGCUGCCAAGCUGUAGUAGACUCUGGCACCACUGAGAUCCUAGGGCCUACCAGGGACAUCAAUAACAUCAAUGGCUGGGUGGGAGCCUACAGCGAAGAGGGUCUUGUGAGUUGCAGUAACAUAAAGCGCAUGCCUGAGAUUAUCUUCAACAUCAAUGGAUUCGGCUUCCCUCUCCCAGCAUCAACCUAUGUUUUCCCAUCUGGCUCCAGCUGUACUACUGGUUUUGGCACCUGGGACAAUGAUCAGUGGAUUCUGGGUGAGGUCUUCAUGAGGCAGUUCUACACUGUCUUCAACAGAGAACAGAACUCUGUGGGCUUGGCCCAGGCUAAAAAGAGUCCAGAGUCAGACUGACACUGACAACCCUGCUGGUGCCCUGACACCAUACCCGUCUGCAUCUCAGACUGAGAGAGAUUCGCCAGCCCAACCAUCUUCACUCCACUUAUGUUUACAUCUGAAGUGAACAAUAGACAUGGGUAAUGGAAAAUGAAAAAAUCUCCACUACUAUGCAAUUGUUCCAAUUAUGCAAAUAAAACAAAGUUAACCUGUAUCCGAUUAAUGAUUGAUUAAGUCUAUUAUGCUGUUUUUCAAAUGUGUUGUCUGUUUGACACUUGAAAUGGAUUUUCAUUCAGAUUAACCAGAUUGUUUAUUGUCCCAUCCUCCAUAUAAACUUGUGUUCUCCUCUGG